Coregonus clupeaformis (lake whitefish) is the source of this 1615-nucleotide messenger RNA. Its product is annotated as 4-hydroxyphenylpyruvate dioxygenase. The record is from RefSeq and is a predicted model, not a curated record. The coding region runs from base 115 to 1296 and encodes 393 amino acids. Gene Ontology annotation, biological process: L-tyrosine catabolic process. Gene Ontology annotation, cellular component: Golgi membrane; endoplasmic reticulum membrane. Gene Ontology annotation, molecular function: 4-hydroxyphenylpyruvate dioxygenase activity. The transcript is spliced from 14 exons. NCBI's taxonomy places the organism in Eukaryota, Metazoa, Chordata, Actinopteri, Salmoniformes, Salmonidae.
CCUCCUCCUCGAACACCGGGGGCGUGGAAGUUCGAACUUGAUUCUGAACGUUUAAACACUCGACUUUAUUGUACUGAUUUUCUUUUCAAGCAGUUGAAAGGCUAAGGGUACAAGAUGACUACCUACAUGGACAGAGGUGAAAAGCACGACCAUGGCAAGUUCGUCUGUUUCGACCACAUCACAUUCUGGGUUGGAAAUGCCAAACAGGCAGCAUCUUACUAUUGUAACAAGCUUGGAUUUGAACCGUUGGCCUACCAGGGUUUAGAGACAGGCUGCCGUGAUGUGGUGUCCCAUGUGGUCAAACAAGACAAGAUUAUUUAUGUAUUCGCGUCCGCCCUCAAUCCUGGAAACAAAGAAAUGGGGGAGCAUUUGGUCAAACAUGGGGAUGGAGCCAAGGACAUUGCAUUCACUGUGGAGAACUGUGAUUACCUUGUGCAGAAAGCCAGAGAGCGUGGUGCCAUCAUAGUGAAAGAGCCGUAUGUACUGGAGGACAAAUAUGGCAGAGUAAAGCUGGCUGUUCUCCAGACGUAUGGGGACACCACACACACAUUUGUGGAGAGGAUGGCGUACAACGGGCUGUUCCUCCCAGGGUUCCAUCCUCCUCUCCACCGGGACCCCUUGUUGGCCAAGCUACCCAGUGGAUUACUGAACUUCAUUGACCAUGUUGUGGGGAACCAGCCAGAUGAUGAGAUGGUGCCUGUAGUGGAAUGGUACCAGAAUAACCUGCUCUUCCACCGGUUCUGGUCAGUAGACGACAAGCAGCUGCAGACAGACUUCAGUGCACUGCGCUCCAUCGUUGUGGCCAAUUAUGAAGAGACAGUGAAGAUGCCCAUUAAUGAGCCAGCCAUGGGUAAACGCAAGUCCCAGAUCCAGGAGUAUGUGGAGUACUACGGUGGCCCAGGUGUCCAGCACAUCGCCAUGAACACAUCAGACAUCAUCACCGCAAUCCGUAACCUGAAGGAGCGUGGCAUGGAGUUUAUGUGUGUGCCAGACUCCUACUACCAGCUGCUGAGAAAGAAUCUCCAACAAUCCCAAGUCAGGAUCAGUGAGGACCUGGACAUUCUGGAGGAGCUGAAGAUCUUAGUGGAUUUUGAUGACAAUGGCUACCUACUCCAGAUCUUCACCAAGCCUGUUCAGGACCGUCCCACGGUGUUCCUGGAGGUCAUUCAAAGACACAACCAUCAGGGCUUUGGUGCAGGCAACUUCAAGGCUCUUUUCGAGGCCAUCGAGGCAGACCAGAACGCUAGAGGGAACUUGACUAUCCUGACCCCUAAUGGAGUGUCUAACCAAAUUUGAAGUACCCCUCUGAUUUACACGAUUGAUAUAAUGUCCAUCAUCUCUGAAGAUUACAUUUAAUUUAGAAAUAUUGCAAAUCAUUUGUUCAACAAUUUAUAUCUGAGGUGAACCAGAAUCUAGUUGAAUGACUGAUGGAUAAAUUGCUGCUCUGUGCACACACAAAUUGAAAUUAUGAUUGACAUGCCUUGUGGAGUCAAACGUAGGAAUGAUUGUUAAUUAUUUGAAUAAUUUAGUGACACUAAAAGACCAUAAAAAAUAUAUUUUACUUGAUGCCAAUUUUAAAUACAGUGCCUUCAGAAAGUAUUCAUAACCCUUGACU